Molecule: messenger RNA, 1251 nt
Organism: Metschnikowia bicuspidata var. bicuspidata NRRL YB-4993
Lineage: Eukaryota; Fungi; Ascomycota; Pichiomycetes; Serinales; Metschnikowiaceae
Gene: FAD2
Product: Fad2p
Exons: 1
Coding region: 1-1251 (416 amino acids)
Biological process (GO): lipid metabolic process
Molecular function (GO): oxidoreductase activity
Source: RefSeq, a predicted model, not a curated record
AUGCCCGAGAUCGCUACUCUCAGCUCCACCGCCACGGGGGCCUCUGCCACCGCCACGUCCGUGAAAAAAACCGGCAACGUCCUGACGCUUUCUCGCGAUUUGACCGCCAUUGACACGUAUGGAAACGAGUUCCAGGCUCCUGACUACACCAUCAAGGAUAUCUUGUCGGUGAUCCCGGCGCACUGCUACGAGCGCAGAACGCUCGAGUCGUUGUACUACGUUGCUCGUGACAUUUUCUGGAUGGUUGUGUUUGGUUUUGUGGCCAACAACUACAUCCACUUGUUGCCCCAGCCGGCCCUCAGGUUUGCCGCCUGGUCGGCCUACUGCAUUGUUCAGGGGCUCUUGGGUACGGGUCUUUGGGUCUUGGCCCACGAGUGUGGCCACCAGGCCUUUUCCGACAGCCGGCUUGUCAACGACACCGUGGGCUGGGUGUUGCACUCGUAUUGGCUCGUUCCUUAUUUCUCGUGGAAGUUCUCCCACGGCAAGCACCACAAGGCUACGGGGCACAUGACACGUGACAUGGUGUUUGUGCCCAAGACGCGCGAGGAGUUCAUUGAAAAGCGCCACGGCUUGUCCAUCGAGGAGAUCACCAGCGACUCGCCGCUCGUGUCUUUGUGGUCGUUGAUUUUGCAGCAAGGUUUCGGCUGGAUCAUGUAUCUUUUCACCAACGUCACGGGCCAGAAGGUCGCGGCCACCGGCUGGGCCAUGAACCACUUCAACCCGGCAUCUGCAAUUUUCGAGAAGAACCAGUACUGGUACAUUGUGUUGUCGGACAUUGGUAUUUUGACCCAGCUCUUUGUGUUGUACACGUGGUACAAGAACUACGGCGCGUUCAACGUGCUUGUGAACUGGGUGCUCCCCUACAUUGGCGUCAACCACUGGUUGGUGUUCAUCACGUUCUUGCAGCAUUCGGACCCUGAGAUGGCGCACUACGAGGCCGACCAGUGGAACUUCGCCAGGGGCGCGGCCGCUACCAUCGACAGGGAGUUUGGCUUCAUUGGCCAUCACAUUUUCCACGACAUCAUCGAGACCCACGUGUUGCACCACUACUGCUCGAGAAUCCCAUUCUACAACGCCCGCGAGGCCAGCAAGGAAAUCAAGAAGGUCAUGGGCAAGCACUACCGCUACUCGGACGAGAACAUGUGGAAGGCAUUGUGGAAGUCUGCGCGCUGGUGCCAGUUUGUCGAGGGCGACAAUGGCGUGUUGAUGUACCGUAACGUCAACGGCUUUGGUGUGCCCCCCAAGAAAUAG